AUGUUGGAAGUGGAUGUUCAUAUGGCAUACAUGGACCAGCAGCACCUGGAUGGAGCAAAUCACACAGCAGCACAUGCGAUGAAACAGAAGAGUAUUUUUGAUAAGCAAGUCAUGUGGUCACAUGCAGGAGAAGUCAUAUUCGAACCAGGACAGCUAGUCCAGAUCUAUGCAAAUGCUACAGACAUGACAAUGGCAAGCUCGAGGAAACUUGUACUGAAGUGGUCAGCACCCAGGCAAGUGGUUUCUCGCAUUAGCAACUCUUAUACUCUCACUUCUCUAGAAGGGUUCCCCAUCAAAGGCCUAUUCCAUGCACAACAGCUUCGAAGAUUUAUUCCAUGA
Messenger RNA from Suillus subaureus, 339 nucleotides. RefSeq lists its product as uncharacterized. Lineage: Eukaryota; Fungi; Basidiomycota; Agaricomycetes; Boletales; Suillaceae. The transcript has a single exon. The coding region runs from base 1 to 339 and encodes 112 amino acids. The record is from RefSeq and is a predicted model, not a curated record.